CGUCAGAGUUGUCAAAAUUUGUUGGUGGUUCAUCGGCGAUAAUAGCACAGUUUUAAAUUGAUUUACAAUGAUUAUUUCACUAUUUUAGCAGUCCAAACGUCGAAAAUUAUUACAUUUCACCCGUAACGUGGCUCCAAAAUGAUUUAUACGCAAUUUCUUCUGUUUGUAAUAAUUUGCAUUUCGAAAUGUUAUACGUUUUACGUUCCGGGGAUGGCACCGGCCGAUUUCAAACAGGGCGACCCGAUUGAAGUCAAGGCUGUAAAAAUGACGAGUAUCCACACGCAGUUGCCAUAUGAGUAUUACUCUCUUCCGUUUUGUUUGCCGAAAGGGGGUCUAAAUUCUAUACACUACAAAUCUGAAAAUCUGGGGGAGGUACUGAGGGGCGACAGGAUUGUCAACACGCCGUACGACGUAAAAAUGGCGGUGAAUACGCCAUGUACGCUGUUGUGUAACUCCCCUAAAGAUCCGAUUAAUUGGAGUGUGGGGGAGUCCCAGAUUAUAGUCGAUCGAAUUCAACACGAGUAUUUCGUCCACUUAUUGGUGGAUAAUUUGCCGGCGGCUACGCCAGUUUUGAACCCCGAGACGAACGAAAUUCAGUAUGAGCACGGCUAUAGGUUGGGUAAUUCUGUCGGUGAUCGCACUUACAUAAAUAAUCAUCUCAAACUCACUUUGUUGUACCACAACCCUACCCCGGAAAUUUACCGCGUUGUUGGGUUCCACGUAGAGGCCAAAUCGAUAAACAUGGAUGGCGUGAAAUUCAUUGAUAAGACGUGCAUAUUCCCCAAUAAGCCGCGUCCCCAGUUAGUAGACCCCACAUCUGGCACAAAGUUAUUUUUCACAUAUGAGGUCGUGUGGGAGCCUUCGAAAAUUAGUUGGGCGUCACGGUGGGACACAUACCUCGCAAUGAGCGACGUCCAGAUCCACUGGUUCUCGAUCAUAAACUCCAUUGUUGUAAUUUUCUUUCUGUCGGGGAUUCUCACGAUGAUUAUGGUACGGACUUUGCGGCGAGAUAUUGCCAAGUAUAACGCUGACGAGAGUUUCGAUGAGACAAUUGAAGAAACAGGCUGGAAACUAGUCCAUGGAGACGUUUUCCGACCUCCAAAAAACUCGCGAUUAUUUGCUGCAGUCGUUGGGUCUGGAAUUCAGAUUUUCCUGAUGGCUUUGAUCACGCUUUUUUUCGCCAUGUUGGGUAUGCUUUCGCCCGCUUCAAGAGGCGCCUUGACCACAGCGGCCAUUUUUCUCUACAUGUUCAUGGGUCUGGUUGCUGGUUACUUCUCGGCGCGUCUCUACAAGACCAUGAAGGGGCGCGAAUGGAAACGGGCGGCUUUCCUCACUGCUACCCUGUAUCCAGCCAUAGUUGCCACCACUUGCUUUUUCUUGAAUUUUUUUAUUUGGGGCAAAGCCUCUAGCGGGGCUGUCCCAUUUUCAACGAUGAUUUCAUUAUUAACGAUGUGGUGUUUCAUUUCUCUACCGUUGGUAUACUUGGGAUACUAUUUCGGUUACAGGAAACAGCCUUACCAACACCCGGUCCGGACCAAUCAAAUUCCGCGACAAGUGCCGGACCAGCAUUGGUACAUGAACCCGAUUCUGUGCACUUUAAUGGCCGGGAUUUUACCCUUUGGUGCCGUGUUUAUCGAGCUGUUUUUUAUAUUUACGGCAAUUUGGGAGAACCAAUUUUACUACCUGUUUGGAUUUUUGUUUUUGGUGUUUAUCAUAUUAGUUAUUUCGUGCUCUCAAAUCUCCAUAGUUAUGGUCUAUUUCCAAUUAUGCGGCGAGGAUUAUCACUGGUGGUGGCGAAGUUUCAUCGUUUCCGGCGGCUCGGCUUUGCACAUUAUGGGCUACUCAUUGUUUUAUUUUGUAACGAAAUUAGAAAUAACUGAAUUUAUACCGACUUUGUUGUAUUUCGGAUACACUGGACUCAUGGUUUUGACGUUUUGGUUGCUCACUGGAACGAUCGGAUUUUUUGCGGCGUAUGCAUUCGUCCGGAAAAUCUAUUCAGCUGUUAAAAUCGAUUAAGUGAGUGGCUUUAUUGGACUUACCGAAAACGAAUUAUUUUAGUUUGUGUAAUUUUUUCACUUUAGUAGUUGUUACGAAUUGCUGUGGACAAUCAAGGUCACAUUUGUGAAAUAGUUGCUACAUAACAGAAUUGUUACUAAGCAACUAAAUAUAGUGUGAUUUUUUUGUACGUUUAAUGUCGUCAGCAAUUUGAAACAGACUUUACUUACUUAAUUUAGUCAUAAUUUAUUAUUCACACUGGAAAUGAAUAUUUUUAUAGGGCAAUUAGCACCUUGUACAGACGGUAAUUAUUUCCGUUAGUUUUCUUUUGUAAUAACUGUAUAUAAAAAUAAAUAAAAUGAUUUUGUGUA
Tribolium madens (black flour beetle) is the source of this 2366-nucleotide messenger RNA. It is a transcript of the gene TM9SF4, whose product is annotated as transmembrane 9 superfamily member 4. NCBI's taxonomy places the organism in Eukaryota, Metazoa, Arthropoda, Insecta, Coleoptera, Tenebrionidae. Gene Ontology annotation, cellular component: membrane. Gene Ontology annotation, biological process: protein localization to membrane. The coding region runs from base 139 to 2016 and encodes 625 amino acids. The transcript has 7 exons. The record is from RefSeq and is a predicted model, not a curated record.